This is a messenger RNA of Suncus etruscus (white-toothed pygmy shrew), 3118 nucleotides long. It is a transcript of the gene CACNG4, whose product is annotated as calcium voltage-gated channel auxiliary subunit gamma 4. Gene Ontology annotation, molecular function: channel regulator activity; voltage-gated calcium channel activity. NCBI's taxonomy places the organism in Eukaryota, Metazoa, Chordata, Mammalia, Eulipotyphla, Soricidae. The record is from RefSeq and is a predicted model, not a curated record. Gene Ontology annotation, cellular component: voltage-gated calcium channel complex; postsynaptic density membrane; AMPA glutamate receptor complex. Gene Ontology annotation, biological process: regulation of AMPA receptor activity; postsynaptic neurotransmitter receptor diffusion trapping; calcium ion transmembrane transport.
AUGGUGCGAUGCGACCGCGGGCUGCAGUUGCUGACCACGGCCGGAGCCUUCGCCGCCUUCUCGCUCAUGGCCAUCGUCGGCCCGACCUACUGGCUCUACUCCAGCGCGCACAUCUGCAACGGCACCAACCUCACCAUGGACGACGGGCCCCCGCCCCGCCGCGCCCGCGGGGACCUCACCCACUCGGGGCUGUGGCGGGUGUGCUGCCUCGAAGGGAUCUACCGAGGACACUGCUUCCGGAUCAACCAUUUCCCAGAGGACAAUGACUAUGACCAUGACAGCUCUGAAUAUCUGCUGCGCAUCGUGCGUGCCUCCAGCAUCUUCCCCAUCCUCAGCACCAUCCUGCUGCUGCUGGGCGGGCUGAGCAUCGGUGCCGGGCGCUUCUACAGCCGCAGAAACAACAUGGUGCUGAGCGCUGGCAUUCUCUUCGUGGCUGCAGGCCUCAGUAACAUCAUAGGCAUCAUCGUCUACAUCUCCAGCAACACAGGGGACCCCAGCGACAAGCGGGACGAGGACAAAAAGAACCAUUACAACUACGGCUGGUCCUUCUACUUUGGGGCGCUGUCGUUCAUCGUGGCCGAGACCGUGGGCGUCCUGGCUGUCAACAUCUACAUAGAACGAAACAAGGAGCUGCGCUGCAAGACACGCAGGGAGUUCCUGAAGGCUCCCACGUCCUCCUCGCCCUACUCACGGAUGCCCAGCUACCGCUACCGUCGAAGGCGCUCCCACUCCAGUUCAGGCUCCACCGAGGCCUCCCCGUCACGGGACGCAUCCCCCCUGGGCCUGAAGCUGGCAGGUGCCAUCCCCAUGGGCGAGCUUUCCAUGUACACGCUGUCCCGGGAGCCACUCAAGGUCACCACGGCCGCCAGCUACAGCCCUGAGCGGGAUGCGAGUUUCUUGCAGCUCCAUGACUUCUUCCCGCAGGAACUCAAGGCUGGCCUGCAUGUCAGCAUGCUGAACCGGCGGACCACCCCCGUGUGAGCACCCCCUCGGACCCAGGAUCCCCCCCAAAACAACAAAAAAUACUCCUGCUGACACCAACACAACACAACACCCCUGCUACCCCCCAACCGAGCACUGAAGUCCACCCCAGCGCACUGGACUGACUACAUUAUGAGCACUGGGGCUGGCAUGGUGGGAAAUGAAAGGUUUGACUUUAUCCCUGGCCCCCCAGUCCCCCCAAUGUGGAGGGUUUUCAGCCUGCCCCUCUCUCCCUGGGUAUCCCCCAUGUGUCCCAGGAGGCCCACUAGCUCUCCCCGAAGCUCACAUGGGCUGGACCAUACUGCCUUUGAGAAGUAGAUUUUUGCCAGGAAAAGGGGGUACAAAAAAGGAUGAAAAGUCCCCAGCUGGACAUGGACUAUAUUAGGGGGUUCUGAGGGAUCCUAAAAUGAUCUGAGGUUCUCGCGUGUGUGUGAGCUCGAUGCAGGGAAACCCCACUUCCCCGCUAGGCUCCCCACGACCCCGUCUCUCUGGCAGUGGCUAGCAGUGGCCUCCUCAGAGCCUGGUACCCCAAUACUAGGCUGUGCCCCAGGACACCGAGGCCAGUGGGGAAAUUGACAGGUAUUAGCAGCUUCCCAAGCCCGUCUCCCCAAAAGGGCAGAGUCCCUGAGAGUCCAGAACAUUCUACAAGGCAGAGGCAAGGUAGCCAUAGCCUUUCACCGCAUUCCUGCCCAGAGGCCUGAGGAGCAGCCCUGUUCCCCCCAACCCCUGGCCCCCAUGAGUUUUGGGCCACACAGAGCCUCAACUGCUGUGCCAGAUGGGGGUGGAGCACCCUAGGGAUCUCCCAACACCCCUUCCUGGGUGGUUCUUUAUGGUGGAUAAGAUUAACUCCAGGGGGCAAAUCUUCGUACCCAGCUCCCUCCCCCACUUUGUAAUUUAUUCUGCACCCCGACCCCCCAAGGGCUCAGGAGGAGUUUGGAUGAAGGCCCCCAAGCCUGCUCUGCUUCCUCCUCAGGGGGAAGGCUCCGCUCUUCCAUGGUGGAUGGGGGUCCAACCGUGUCUCCCCUCCCCAGCAGCCGGGGUUUAAAAGGAACCUCGAGAACAUGGAGCCCCCCCCCCCCCAUUUUCUAUGACUCGCGCGCUUUCUAAAGGGAAACCUUUUCUUACUUUUGGAGACUUUGUGGUCCCAUCCUCCACAGCUGUCUGUGAGCCCUUGGAGGUGAGCGGCCAGUUCUUACCUCAGCCACCUGCUCACGAGCCCCAGGGGUCCCUGAGUUCAGGACCCUGGUCAUGGCCAAGUUCCCCUGGCCCCUCCGAUGGGCCACGUUGAGGUCUGUCCAUGCCCUGGGCUGAGCCGCGCCUGUGCCAGCACUGACACUGGGGCCCCUGCUGUCAUGUCACGUCUGGCCUACCCCUGCCCUUCACCUCUUCCGCCAGGCCCCAGGAAAUCUGUGGAUCACUCCCACGAGGCCUGAGACACUCUCUGUCUCCCCAGACGAGACAGCCUUGUGCCUCCCUUCCUUCCCCAAAUGUGUAUUAUUCGAGAAGGCUGGUUUUACCUGCAGAGGUGUACCCAGGGCAGGACAGGGGGCUUCAGUGCCUCUAGAUUCUGCCAGCCCUGGGUGAGCCCACCUCUGUGCUCCACCCACUAGGCUUCCUCUUCUGCUCUCUUCUCUCUCCCCUUCACCUGUUCUCCCUUCACCGCUGCCUCUUCUCUUUCCCCCAUCUCCUCUCCUGCCUCCCUCCUCCUCCCCUUUUCCCUCUCCUCUUUUCCCCUUUUCUCUUUCCUUACCCUCCUCUCUCUCCUCUCUCCUCUUCCCAGAUCUCUUCUCCUUCCUCCCUCCCCUCUUCCCUCCUCCUCCUUUCCUCUUCCUCCACCCCUCUCCCCUCUUUCCUCUCCCUCCUCCUCCUUUCCCUAUUCUCUUCCCCAUCCUUUCUUCUUCCUCCCUCUAGCCAGGGUUCUGGAGGUUCGGCCUUGCUUUCCCCUCACCCCGAAGCCUUGUGCCCACCUGGGCUUGUGCUUAUCUGCGCCUGCCUUCUCAUCCUCCUCUCAGCUCACCACCCCCGUGUGUCCCCCCCUCCCCCACUUAAGCACCUGUGACUUCUGUAUCUACUGCUGGUUGGGGUUGUUCGUUCUGUCUCUCUUUUUUUUUUUAAUUAAAUAAAAAUGUUUUUAAAA